Haliotis rufescens (red abalone) is the source of this 1410-nucleotide messenger RNA. RefSeq names its product palmitoyltransferase AKR1-like. Bases 28 to 1296 code for a protein of 422 amino acids. Gene Ontology annotation, molecular function: protein binding. The record is from RefSeq and is a predicted model, not a curated record. NCBI's taxonomy places the organism in Eukaryota, Metazoa, Mollusca, Gastropoda, Lepetellida, Haliotidae. The transcript has 5 exons. Gene Ontology annotation, cellular component: cytoplasm; nucleus.
GUGCAGCCGUACACAGCAAACUGCGCCAUGGAGACGGUAUCAACAGUAAUAGUCAUCGGUCUUGUGUCGUUUUGUGGUGUCAGUGUCGUACAUGCUGACACCAGUUUGACAGCUUUCAAUGGCCGACUGAACCUACUAGAGGGAGAUAUCAACGCAUUGAAUCAAACAGCUGUUAAUCUUGAGACAAAAACGAAUUAUAAAUUUAGCACGCUGGAGUCAUCACUGAAAGAGAGCCUGACUAACACGUUCAUUCCUGCCUUGAUAAAGGGUCUAGUGAAACAAGCGAUAACUGACAUCCUGAAAGAAGGUUACAAUGAAGAUAUGAUUAGCAGCCUGACCCAAGACAUCCAUAGUUUACAGCUGCAGCUGAAUGAGACGGUAACUGGUCUUCGUGAUGCAAAGAUGGUGAACACUGUUCUCAGACAGGAUCUGAUGACACUGAAUACAAGCUGCGUGAAGAUGAGCCAAUCGAUUGAACGACUCACCAAUAAUAAACAAUCAUGCAGGGAGGGCUUGCGGGGAAUGCAGCAAAAGUUACGCACUGACAUUCAGAGUUUAAACAAUCAAUUAAAUCAGACCAUUGAUGAUCUGCAUGACUCAAAGCAAAGAAUCACUGGUCUUACGGAGGACAUGAUGGCACUGAAUACAAGCUGUGUGAUGAGAGAAGGGUUUGAAGAGAACGAUGUUAAUGAAACGUCGCUGUCUACAUCCUCGUUGACGCAAGUGCCAUCCACCACAUCGCCCCCUAUGUUUCCUGGUGCUGCAGGAGCCUCGAACGACCCGAGUCAGGGAGAAAGGGCUGCACAGAUGACGACAGUGACGACCCAUGCCUCGAGCGAUCCGAGUCGGACAGCGAGGACACCAGUGACGUCUACAAAAAAGCCUGCUACACAGGCGACUCCAUCACCAACAGAAUGCGAGGACCUCUAUGACGCCAGCGAAGCCGGGAGCCUGGAGGAGGUGAAGCGGAUCCUGUCUCUGGGCGUCGACGUCAAUUGUAGGUGGGGAGAGUGGAGCAUGACACCGGUGAUGAGGGCAGCAUACAGGGGACACAGAGACGUGGUGGAGCUCCUGGUGAGUGAAGGGGCCGAUGUGUCACUGGUGGACAGGGACGGUGACAACACCCUUCAUUUCGCCUGUAGGGGAGGUCACUUGGAUACGGUGAAGUUUGUGCUGUCACUGAACGCCGUGGACAUCGACGCCAGGGACAACUCGGGGGAGACUGCGGCCGACUGGGCGAGAUACUGGGGAUAUUCGCGAGUGGCGGAUCUGCUCGUGUCCCGCGGCGCUCAGUGACGUCAGUAUCUGACAGUGACGUGGUGUGCCGUUCACGUCGUCGUGUGUAAAUAUGUCUUUAUUUACGUGAAACUGUUUGUUGUUUUUGGAGAUGAAUAAAACUUGUAAAAGCUU